GUUGCUUUCUAAACUCGCGAGCGUUAAGUACGUGAACCGCGUUCUUCUUGCUAAACAAACUCGUCGUGCUUAAUUGGUGUGAAUAAUAAAUACAUUGUGUUUCGUAGAAACGUAUUUGGAUAAGCGAUAAAAUCCUGUUUUGGAACAAUGCCUUUAAGCAUGCCCCCCCUUAAAUACUUUGAUUUUCUAUACCCAGUGAAUCGGCAUUGAAAGAUAAAUGUAAAUUACAGAGCUUUUGACGACAACAGUUAUUCACACAUGACUUCUACAUGCAAUACAUUUGCAAUGGUAUUGUAGGCAUUGAAAGGAACAAAAGUUUAAGUAAAGGCACGCCCCGAAAGGGUAUUCAAAAUGAUAAUUAAAUGUCAAAUCGGAAGUACAGUCAAAUUUCGUGUGUGCGAGCUAAACUAAACCCAUCGAACCCAUCUUUGAUUUUGGAGAGAAACACAAAAUAGCAUAUAGAAGAAUCAUGUCAACAUGACAGAUCCCAAUAGGAAUAAUACAAAUGGCAACAACAAGCCACAAGCGGCUGGAGAUCCGAGCUCCACUGCAAUGAAUCCACCCGGCACCGGCUACGUAUUCCACAACCCGCGGGCUUUGGCAACUGUGCCGGCACAGCUGCGCCUGUGGUGCAAGGACUGCCUGCGCCGGCUGAGGGGCGAAGCCUUGCGACACACGGCAACAACGGGACCCACAAGCUUCGCCCCAGAUGCGGGAACCAAUACACGACGCCCAGACGAGGAGUCCUCCGAUGCCAGCAGUGCGGGCACAACCGAAGUGGAUGCCUCCAUAGCGGCGCAGCGCCUCCAAAACGAACGGACGCAGCCCAAGCCGCAGCCGAGCUGGUUCUCGACCACCCGGCGAAAGUUCCUGGAAAGAACGGGCCUGAGGAAGCGCAAAUGUGAAGAUGAUGAGGAUGACGUUCCGCACUUCAAUGGUUACGAGCCGAAUGACUCGGAAAAGCGCGUCAUUACGCUGAACGGGCCACAGCCCACAAAAUAUUGCAAUAACCGUAUAUCCACGGCUAAAUAUAAUGUCCUCACCUUUAUACCGUCGUUCCUCUUUGAGCAAUUCCGGCGUUAUUCCAAUAUAUUUUUCUUACUAAUUGCAUUAUUACAACAAAUUCCGGAUGUGUCGCCAACGGGUCGCUACACCACAUUGGUGCCACUCCUCUUUAUACUCUCUGUAAGCGCCAUCAAGGAAAUCAUCGAGGAUUUGAAACGACAUCGCGCAGAUAAUGAAAUCAAUCAUCGAUUGAUUGAACGCUUAGAAAAUGACACUUGGACCACGGUGCGCUGGUCUGAGCUGACAGUCGGGGAUAUUAUCAAGGUGGUCAUCGAUACAUUCUUUCCUGCCGAUUUAAUAUUGUUGUCGUCAAGCGAGCCGCAGGCCAUGUGUUUCAUUGAAACGGCAAAUUUAGAUGGCGAGACGAACUUGAAGAUUCGACAGGGUUUGCCGUCGACAGCCAAAUUACUGGAAACAAAAGACUUGUUGCAAUUGGAGGGCAAGCUCGAAUGUGAAUUGCCGAACCGGCUAUUGUACGAGUUUAAUGGCGUGCUGAAGGAGUAUGGUAAACCUGCCUGUUCACUUGGCAGCGAUCAGGUGCUACAGCGUGGCGCUAUGUUAAGGAAUACGGCCUGGAUAUUCGGCAUUGUUGUUUACUCGGGACACGAAACAAAGCUGAUGAAGAACUCGACCUCGGCGCCACUUAAGCGAUCCACUGUCGACAAACUGACGAACACACAGAUCCUGAUGUUGUUCAUGAUACUGAUCUCUCUCUGCAUAACGAGCGGGCUGUGCAAUUUGUUUUGGACGCAAAAACAUUCCCAAACGGACUGGUAUUUGGCCAUUGGAGACUUUAAGAGCAUGAGCCUCGGCUAUAAUCUGCUGACGUUCUUCAUUCUGUACAACAAUCUGAUACCCAUAUCGCUGCAGGUCACCCUCGAAUUGGUGCGUUUUCUACAGGCUAUCUUCAUUAACUAUGACAUUGAGAUGUAUCACGAGGAGUCCAAUAUGCCGGCAAGUGCACGCACCUCUAAUCUCAACGAAGAGCUUGGCCUGAUUAAGUAUAUCUUUUCGGACAAAACGGGCACACUGACACGAAACGUGAUGGUGUUCAAGAAGUGCUCCAUAGCUAGGCGCAUUUAUCAGCCCGAACGCACGCCCGAGGAAUCGGACCUGGUCCAGAAUAUACUUAGGAGGCAGAACUCCUACAAGGACAUUGAGGACUUUCUAGUGCUGUUGUCCGUGUGCCAUACGGUGAUACCGGAGAAAAAGGAAGAUGGCAGCAUUAUCUACCAUGCCGCCAGUCCUGAUGAGCGUGCUCUGGUCGAUGGUGCACGAAAGUUUGGCUACAUUUUCGACACACGCACGCCUGACUACGUGGAAAUAAAUGCAUUGGGGAAGCGUAUGCGCUUCCAGGUACUGAAUGUACUCGAAUUUACGUCAACACGAAAACGAAUGUCGGUCAUUGUGCGUACGCCAGAGGGUAAAAUAAAGCUAUUCACCAAGGGCGCCGAUUCAGUCAUAUACGAGCGUCUAGCGCCGCGAGAUCAGUCAUACCGGGAGGCAACUUUGCAGCAUUUAGAGGAGUUUGCAUCCGAGGGCUUGCGAACGCUGUGCUUGGCCGUGGCCGACAUUGAUGAAGAAGUGUACCAGGAAUGGAACGAGACACACCACAAGGCGUCGAUAUCAUUGCAGUACCGCCACAGCAAGCUGGAAGAUUCCGCAAAUUUAAUCGAGACCAAUCUACGUCUGCUAGGCGCAACGGCAAUUGAGGACAAAUUACAGGACGGCGUGCCAGAGACCAUAUCCGCCCUGCUCGAAGCGGGCAUAUACAUUUGGGUUUUGACCGGUGACAAGCAGGAAACGGCCAUCAACAUUGGUUACUCGUGCAAACUGAUUACACACACCAUGGACAUUAUCAUACUCAACGAAGGCAGUCUGGACGCCACUCGUGAUGUCAUUCUGCGGCACAUUGGCGAGUUCAAGAGCACCUCGGCCAGGGAUGCGAAUGUGGCGCUCGUCAUCGAUGGCAAGACCUUAAAGUAUGCAUUGACCUGUGACCUGCGCGGCGAUUUCCAGGAGUUGUGCCUAAUUUGCCGCGUCGUCAUCUGUUGUCGCGUUUCGCCCAUCCAAAAGGCCGAGGUGGUCGAGAUGGUUACGCAAAGCACCAAGGCAGUUACACUGGCCAUUGGCGACGGUGCCAACGAUGUGGCCAUGAUACAAAAGGCAAGCGUUGGCAUUGGCAUUUCGGGUGUGGAAGGUCUGCAGGCAUCCUGCGCCUCAGACUACUCGAUUGCCCAGUUUCGAUAUUUGCGUCGCUUGAUUCUCGUCCAUGGCGCCUGGAAUUAUGCACGCAUCAGCAAGCUGAUCCUCUAUAGUUUCUACAAAAAUGUCUGCUUAUAUGUCAUUGAGCUCUGGUUCGCCCUCUACUCGGGCUGGUCGGGACAAAUUCUGUUUGAGCGCUGGACCAUUGGCCUGUAUAACGUUCUAUUCACCGCCAUGCCCCCAUUUGCAAUUGGCCUCUUUGAGAAGUUCUGCACGGCCGAGACAAUGCUUAAGUAUCCGCUGCUGUAUAAACCCUCGCAGAAUGCCAAACUCUUCAAUGUGCGAGUCUUUUGGAUUUGGAUUUUCAAUGCUUUGCUGCACUCGGUCUUUCUCUUCUGGCUGCCGCUCUUCGCAUUCCAAGAGGAAGCCAUUUGGGGGGAUGGCAAAACAAGUGACUAUCUGCUGCUGGGCAAUAUGGUCUACACGUAUGUUAUUGUAACUGUUUGCUUGAAAGCUGGCCUCAUCACUAGCUCCUGGACCUGGCUAACGCAUGCCGCCAUUUGGGGCUCCAUUCUGCUCUGGUUUGUGUUUGUUCUGAUAUAUAGCCACAUUUGGCCGGGAUUGAGCUUUGCCAGCAACUUUGCGGGCAUGGACACUCAACUGCUGUCGACGCCCGUCUUUUGGUUUGGUCUGGUGCUGGUGCCCAUCGCCAGCCUGUUGAUCGAUGUCAUCUGUAAGCUAAUACAUAAUACCGUUUUUAAGUCGCUCACCGAGGCUGUGCGUGAGUCGGAAAUACAGCGUCACGAUCCCUCGCAGGUGAUGGAAGAGUCGCGCUCCUCGGACUUUCGUUUUAAGCACGGACGUAUGGAGAAUAUGUUGAAUCGGAGUAAGGCUUCAGGCAGGCGGAGCAUAACCGACAGGAAUAUCGCGCCUCGUCACUUGCGCGUCGAAAACUGGGAUAUCGAUGAUGAUGAGCUGGAUAGCCGGGAACAGCAGCGGCAAUAUCAACGUCGAAGUCACCGACUGGCGGGUGGUUCCCAUCAUGCGGACAGCGUGGACAGUGCGACUCUGCAUAUGUAGCCAGGCUGUUGGAACAGAAUCUAUAAAAUAAGUCAGGUGCUUGUAUGUGUAAUAUAUAUUAACAGAGAAUCUAUUGUUUUGUGUCUUGAUAUACAUAAAUAAAUUAUAUAAAUUAGGGCUCAUUUAAUAUAUAUUAUAUACAUAUUUAUUGUAUGUGCUCAGGGCGUACAAAGCCAUAUCCAUUCCAAGCAAAACUUGUAGUAUUCAUGCUAGAAAUCUGCAUUAUACAUAAAUGUACAGGUGUAACUCUUAAAAUUGAUCCAACUGUGAUACUGAUUACUGUAGCAAAUGAAUUGUGUGCAAUUAUGAAAAUGUUUUAAACUUUAAAUAACGCGUUGUUUAUAUUCUAAGCUGAUUGUUCUACUACUAUUAAGCAUUCUUUUACUUAAAACUUAAUAUGCCAACAAACAGUUGUUUCCUUUUCUACAAUGAACUAUACCAACGUCUAUAGUAUAUGUACAAAAACUUGUAUGGAAUCCAGUUAACAAGAACUAUAAUUUAAGAGAGCGUUGUGCUUUUAUGUUAUUGUUAUUUUUUGUGAAAUAUACAUAUAUAUUUGUAUAUAGUCAAUUAACUGAAUAAACAUAGUCACUAGCUUAAGCCGGCGUAUAACCCAUCCUCAAACCUUCCUGUAUACCCAACCAGUUCAAUGAAUAUUUAAACUCAAAAUACACUGCGUUUUAAAAAGAG
Messenger RNA from Drosophila virilis, 5040 nucleotides. Lineage: Eukaryota; Metazoa; Arthropoda; Insecta; Diptera; Drosophilidae. The record is from RefSeq and is a predicted model, not a curated record.